Messenger RNA from Arabis nemorensis, 2511 nucleotides. Lineage: Eukaryota; Viridiplantae; Streptophyta; Magnoliopsida; Brassicales; Brassicaceae. The record is from the annotation of a GenBank genome assembly.
AUGUCUAUGUCGGAGAUUGAGACAGCUAUGCCGGAAUCGUCGGAUCGUCGUUUCGCCAAUCUCAGGGGAGUUCGGUGGCGUGUGAAUCUCGGAGUUCUUCCAUCUUGGUCUUCUUCAGUCGAUGAAUUUCGCAGAGCAACCGCCGAUUGUCGUCGCAGAUAUGCUCUUCUCAGGAGAAGACUUUUGAUGGAUCCACAUGUACUCAAACAUGAUAGAAAUUCCCCUAAUCUUUUCAUCGAUAACCCCUUGUCGCAAAAUCCGAAUAGCACAUGGGGUCAAUUCUUUCGUAACGCUGAAUUAGAAAAAACACUUGACCAAGACUUGUCGAGGUUAUAUCCAGAACACUGGUGUUAUUUUCAAGCGCCUGGAUGCCAAGGCAUGCUAAGACGCAUUCUAUUGUUGUGGUGCCUUAAACAUCCCGAGUAUGGGUAUAGACAAGGAAUGCAUGAGCUUUUGGCACCCCUCCUUUAUGUACUUCACGUUGAUAUCCUGCGCCUUUCUGAAGUGCGUAAAAGCUAUGAAGAUUAUUUUAAUGACAGAUUUGAUAGUUUAUCUUUUGAAGAAAGAGAUAUCACUUACACCUUUGAUUUCAAUAAAUUUCUGGACUCCAUGGAUGAUGAGACUGAUUUCCUGGGAUAUUCAAAGAAAACAAAAAAUCUAGAUGAUCUUGAUCCUGAAGUCCAGUCCAUAGUGAUGUUGUGUGAUUCUUAUGGUGCAGAAAGUGAGCUUGGAAUUGUCUUGUCUGAAAAAUUCAUGGAACAUGAUGCUUACUGUAUGUUUGAUGCUCUAAUGAGUGGGAAUCAUGGUUGUGUCGCCAUGGCCGGAUUUUUCGGUUACUCUCCAGCCAGCGGAUCCCACACCGGGUUACCUCCAGUUCUUGAAGCGUGUACUGCAUUUUAUCGUCUGUUGGCUGUCGUUGAUUCAUCUUUGUACAGCCAUCUAGUUGAACUUGGAGUUGAACCCCAAUACUUUGGUCUUCGUUGGUUGAGGGUAUUGUUUGGAAGAGAAUUUUUGCUUCAAGAUCUCUUGCUAGUGUGGGACGAGAUAUUUUCAGCGGAUAGUAACGUAAGAACGGAUACAAAUAAUGAGGAUAGCAGAAUCCACAGCUUCAGGAUCUUUGAUUGUCCUCGGGGAACCUUAAUCGCGGGAAUGGUUGUUUCAAUGAUAAUAUAUAUAAGAUCUUCCUUGCUUUCUACUGAAAAUGCAACAUGCUGUCUACAAAGACUAUUAAAUUUCCCGGAGAACAUCGACUUGAACAAGAUAAUACAGAAGGCCAAGCCGUUACAAGCUUUGGUUUUGGAUACUAAGAUGCGAUCAGCUUUGUCACUUAAUGGAGUUUUCAACCAGAGGAGUUAUAUACCUGCAAGAACUAAAAGUUUUCCAUCUGGCUCCACUUCCCCUAAAUCUCCUUUGAUUAUCGCACCUGAAAGCUAUUGGGAGGAGAAGUGGAGAGAACACAAAGCCGAAGAAGAAGAAAGGCAAAUUGGCUCGGAGAUACAGAGUCCUCCUACACAGAAGAAAAAGAGGUGGUUGAAGGUUACAAAACUUUUCCGAGCAGUGACUGAUCUAGCAUAUCAUAAGACAGCAUUGCAAGUGACACAAAGUUUUCUUGAAGAUUUAUCUCAGCAGCGAAGUCCCGAACUAGUGGAAGUUAAUGCAAGCAGUACUUUGAUAGAUGUUGAUUGUCCCGUGACUGUGAGCAAGGAAGAAGACGCUUCUCAAGAAACUGAGGAAGGCAUUAUGGAUUUCCAUUCUGCAGAUGAAGACAGUUUAAUAAGUGGAGAUGCAUCCAGUGAGGAGAAUUCAUCCAUCUUCUCAGAGCCAACCAGUAUUGUCAGAGAUUCAAACUACAUCGAAAACGAUUCAGAUAGCAGUACUGGGUCAAAUUUGUUUCCUGAUGAAAACGAUAAAAGCGUAGAUUCAUCCAGUGAAGAGGAUUCAUCUGUCUCCUCAGAACCAACCAGUCCUGCCAGAGAUUCAAAUUACAUUGAAAAUGAUUCAGAUAGCAGUACUGAUUCAAAUUCGUUUCCUGAUGAAAGCGAUAAAGGUCAACAAACAAGCGUAGUUUCACCUCUUUGUAAUGAAGACGAUUCCACAGAUUUAUCUGUGGGAAUUACCAAGGAGCAGAAGCUUUUACCAGGAAUAUUCCAGUGGUUUUGGAAUUUUGGACGCAAUUUAUCCAGUGAGGAGACUUCUAAUCGUGAUGCCACAAAAACCAACGGUGUUGAAAGUAUCAAGGGUUGCUAUUCUGAGUCCCAUCCUCAAGCUUUAUCUUCUGGCAGCAAUGGAGACUCAGAUCAGAAUCUGGUGAAGACUCUGAAGAACCUUGGCCAGUCCAUGCUCGAACACAUUCAGGCAAUCGAGUUGGUUUUCCAACAAGAACUUGGUCCAGUUCAGGCAGGAUUUAUAGGGAACUUAGCUAAAACCAGUUUGAUCGAACAUGGACAAAUCACAGCUACAACAGCACUUAAGGAGCUUCGGAAAAUCAGUAAUUUGUUGUCUGAGAUGUGA